AUGUCAGUUUUCCAAUCAUUAAAGGCAUCGAAGUUCAAAGCCCUAUGGAUCCUAGCUGCUUGGAUAGUGGUUUUCACCAUAUGGAUCGUUGGAUUCGCUGACCUUGAUCAAAAUACCAAACUUUCCGAUGAUUAUUUCGAUUCCCAACUUCAACAUGAUAAGUCAAAGAAGUCGCAAGACGUCAAAGUUGUCAAUGUUUUCCAGCAUUCAGGGAUCAAGAAAGUAGCCCAAUCCUUAGGUUAUUUCGACAAGAGAGAUAAAGAUGCCCAUUCCAAUGUGUACGAUCACAUUUUAUCCCGUCACGACUUCACUUCACUUUUACAAUUGAGUUUUGAGGAAAGAUGUGAUUUGUAUUUCAAGAAUUUAUAUUUAAAUGAUACAAAUUGGUUCUUGAACCCCCAUUCUGACUUAUCUGUGGAGAAUAGAAAUGAGUUUGUGUUUGAAGAGUACAGAAAGAAGAAAUUGGAUUCUUUAAAGGAGGAAUAUAUCAAUAAAUUGAAGGAAAAGUUUGAGAAAGAGAAGGAAGUAGAGGGGUCUGAAGAAUCCAAAGAGGAGUCCAAAGAAGAAUCUGACGAAUCCAAAGAAGAAUCUAAAGAAGAAUCGAAAGAAGAAUCGAAAGAAGAAUCGAAAGAAGAAUCAAAAGAAGAGCCUAAAGAAGAAUCUAACGAGCCUAAAGAACAAUCUAACGAGUCCAAAGAAGAUUCUAACGAGUCCAAAGAACAAUCUAACGAAAAUAGAAACAAAAGGAAAGAAAAGUUAACGGACGAUGAUUUAGAAAACUUCUUCAGAAAACUCAACUCUAAGGAUGAAUUAGAAGUUGAUGCUGUUCCUGAUGAUUUAGUAACUUCCGAUGAACUUGAAGCUAAGAUAAGGAAAGAAUAUGAUGAGUUUUGGGCCAAAAAUACCCAGAAAGAAACCACCAUGGUUAACUUUUUAUCACAUUUCAGGAUCUUUAACAAAUGUUAUAUCACCAAUGAUAUGGUGGAACAGAGACAAAACAUUGAUAAAUCUUUAGGUAUUGAGAAAUCUUUAAAUUUGCCGGCGAAGAAAUUCAAAUACACACCAGAAGAGAAACUCAUCGAUUUGAAAUCUGAUUGUAGUGAGAUUGAGUCAAGAGUUUAUAGAUGGUUGUCGUUUUCAUAUCCAAUUUAUGAGCGUUGGACAGGUCAUACGUCAGCCAAACCUCCAAAUAUGAAAGAAUUUGUUAAAGAUCCAUCGGUUUUCGAACCUUCAGACCCUGAUUCUUAUAAGACUUUCAAUCAUCCGAAAGCUAAGGAAAACUCAUGUUUCUUAAAUAAAUUCAAAAGUCAAUUGAAUGGUAAAGGUAUAGUCAUGAGUAUUGGAGAACAUCAUGUGGAUGAUACCGUUAAAUUGGUGAAAUUAUUAAGAGUGUUGGGUAACCAAUAUCCCAUUCAAAUUGCUUAUUAUGAUAAUCUUUCUCAAAAACUGAAAGAAAGAAUCAUCAAAGCUGCCAGAAUUGAUGCCAUAGAAUUACCUGACAGUUUUGAGAAAGUUAAGGGUGAAUUCCCUCAUCUUUCAGGUAGAAAACCAACAUUUCCUAAACAAGAAGUUUGGUUCGUUAAUACUUAUAAUGCCAUUCAACCCAAUUAUAGAAACAAAUUCGAUCAUUUCGCUAAUAAGUAUUUUGCAACCAUAUUCAACUCAUUCACAGAAUUCAUCAUUAUUGAUGCCGAUGUAGCAUUAUUGAAAAAGCCCGAAUAUUUCUUUAAAAUGGCUAACUAUGUUGAAAAGGGAGCUUAUUUCUUCAGAGAUAGAUCUAUUAAUGACAUUCGUCCUCAUAGUGAUUUGGUCUUUUUCCAAAAACUUAUGCCUUCAUUGUUAGAUUCUACCAUUUUUGAUAUUCCUGUGGUUACUGAAAAGACAUUGGAUUUGGAUUUUAUGCAAGGAGCAUAUCAUUAUGUUGAAUCUGGAGUGGUUGUCCUUAAUAGAAUGAAACAUUUCAAUUCUAUAUUAACUAUGGUUCAAUUGAAUUUCUUCCAUGCUAUGACUGAAAGAGUUCAUGGAGAUAAAGAAGUUUUCUGGUUAGCAUUUUCUGCUAAUGGUGAUGAAACGGUGGAAUUCAAUAAAUAUGCUGCAGCCUCAAUUGGACAAGUUACACCACUGAGUGAACGAUUAGGUAAAGAUGGUAAAGAAUUACAAAGUAAAGAAAUUUGUGGUAAUCAUCCCGGACAUAUUAGUGGUGAAGACGAUAGAACACUUUUAUGGCUAAAUUCCGGAUUCCAAUUCUGUCCAAAAGAUGUUAAUUUCAGUGAUGAAGUCGGAAGAGGUAAAAUCUUCAAAACUUUUGGUCCUGGUGACGAAGAAAAAUUAGAACUGAUGUAUAAGGCGAGAGUCCAUAUAACCCAUGCAGUUGUUCCUCCCUAUAAUGCUGAGCUGCGUCUUGAUGACAAUUCAGAACCUGACAAAGGUUGGUACUAUCCAGGUAUUUACUGUGGAUAUUAUACAUGGUGUGGAUACUCCAGAAUUGGAGGUACUUAUAAUGAUAAAGACACUGUGAUGUAUGGGACAUUCAUCGAGUAUUCAGAAGAAGAAACUGCUGUCCAUGACUUCCUUGGUGAUGUUUGGAUGGCAGUUUAA
Molecule: messenger RNA, 2598 nt
Organism: Yamadazyma jaroonii
Lineage: Eukaryota; Fungi; Ascomycota; Pichiomycetes; Serinales; Debaryomycetaceae
Source: the annotation of a GenBank genome assembly